CUGCCCCGCGCCCGCCUCGGGACUCAGUUCGGACCGGGACGCUGAGCGGUCGAGACACGCGGCUCCCUGCAGUCCCCUUCCUUCGUGCCGCUGCGACCACGCGACCCUUGUGCCCGGCGCGCGAGCGAGCGAGUGCCACGAAACUAGUGCCGCCGCGGGCCAUGAGCCAGACGGCGACGCCAUGGUAGUGCCAGGUGACGCGGGCGUGCAGGCGGCGCCCCGCGUGGUGGCCGCCUGCAUUAAAUCGUACCACGACAUCCCAGAGGAGCUCUUCAACAGCCUGCAGGAGAGUUCCGUGGAUCGUAGUGACUGGAAGACUAUGCGCGACGGGCGGAGGGCGCUCCUGGCAGGUGGCGACGAGGCCAGCGACGUGGACACGGAGGAGGGCAGUGAGCUGGACGGCGGGGGCGGCGCCGCGUCCACCAGCGACUACCACACGAGCGACGGGCGCGGCUCGUCCCUCUCGGGCGCCAGCGACGACCACCACAAGCACGACUCUGCGCAGCGACAUGCAGACGACCACCUCAUCUACGCCACCAACGGGUCCAGCUACAUCACGCAAGG
Messenger RNA from Penaeus monodon (black tiger shrimp), 564 nucleotides. RefSeq names its product WAS/WASL-interacting protein family member 3-like. The record is from RefSeq and is a predicted model, not a curated record. NCBI's taxonomy places the organism in Eukaryota, Metazoa, Arthropoda, Malacostraca, Decapoda, Penaeidae.